Molecule: messenger RNA, 1134 nt
Organism: Plenodomus lingam JN3
Lineage: Eukaryota; Fungi; Ascomycota; Dothideomycetes; Pleosporales; Leptosphaeriaceae
Cellular component (GO): striated muscle dense body; catalytic step 2 spliceosome; nucleolus
Molecular function (GO): actin filament binding
Source: RefSeq, a predicted model, not a curated record
AUGCCCAAAGCGCUCCACUUCAAGGGCGACAAGAAGGUGAAGAAGCGCAGGAAGGCGGCGGACCCCUAUAACGCCGACGCCGCACCCUCGAAACAGGUCAGCACCAGCGCUCCUGCUGCGACCGAGGACGACGAUUCCUGGGUCAGCGCAGACACGCCCAGCGAUGUCUCCGGGCCCAUUGUGGUCGUCUUGCCCACGGAUGCGCCGACCUGUCUGGCAUGCGAUGCCCAUGGAAAGGUGUUUGCGAGUGCGUUGGAGAAUAUCGUGGAUGGCGACAGUUCGACUGCCGAGCCUCAUGAUGUGCGCCAGGUCUUCAUCGCCAAUCGCGUGGCCGGCACCGAGAAUCUCAGUCUCAAGGGACACCAUGGAAGGUACAUAGCUGGCCAGCGCCCCCGUCUCCAAGCAGCCUUCUCCGCUAACAAGACUACCAACAGAUACAUGAGCUGCGACAAAUUCGGCAUCCUCAGCGCAACAGCGACCGCCAUCUCCCCGGAAGAAUCCUUUCUCCUUAUCCCUAUACCCGACAACCCCUCUGCCUUUUCUCUACAGACGCCCCGCGACAAGUUCCUGGCCAUCAGCGACUCCUCGAUGAGCACCCCUGACAUUAGAGGCGAUGCAGAAGACAUCACCUUCAACACGACCUUCAGGAUACGCAUGCAAGCACGCUUCAAGCCACGCCUCAAGGCAUCCAAGGAGGAGAAGGCCAAGGAGAAGAUCAGCAAGCGGGAACUCGAGGACCUGAUAGGAAGGAAGCUCAACGACGACGAAGUCAAGAAGCUGCGGAGAUCACGCCGAGAAGGCAACUACCACGAGGUUGCCCUGGACAUGAAGGUCAAAUCCAGUCACGACAAGUACGCCAGCAUGUCGUCGUCCUACCUACAGAGUACACAGACCUCGAGAUCUGCGGUGGCGGUGCCAUCUGUCCGGGCAGUCAUUGCCAAGGCGUUGUACAGGCUACCGCUGUCCUUGUCCGUGCAGUUCUGUAACCUUGCAUACUGUGUACUACCUACAUAUAGUACAAUACCUUACAGGUGGUGGCGCAGCAAGUUCUGUAAAUGCGUAGCCGCACACGCCACAGCCUUUGAGCAUACAGAAAGACGCUCGUCUACGCGUAGGUACGCAAUUAAACACUGA